AUGGCAGCCUUCAACGGGCACUUGGAAAUUGUUCACUCUUUGCUCGGGGCUGGAGCUGACAAAGAGGCAGCAACGAUGGAUGGGGCAACGGCUUUGUUGGUGGCAGCCCAGAAGAAUCACUUGGAAAUUGUGCGGCUGUUGCUGGAGGCUGGAGCUGACAAAGAUGCAGCAAACAGAUUUGGGGAGACGGUUUUGAUGGUUGCAGCCCAGAAAGGCCACUUGGAAGUUGUUCGCUAUUUGCUUGCUGCUGGAGCUGACACAGAUGCAGCAAAGACAGAUGGGACAACGCCGUUGCUUAUGGCAGCCCAGAACAAUGACCUGGAAAUUGUGCGACUGUUGCUUGAGAUGGGAGCUGACAAAGAUGCAGCAAGAACAGAUGAUGGGGCAACGGCUUUGCUGAUGGCAGCCCUGCACGGUUACUUGGAAGUUGUGCGAUCGUUGCUCGAGGCUGGAGCCGACAAAGAUGCAGCAACGACAGAUGGGACAACGCCGUUGCUUAUGGCAGCCCAGAACAAUGACUUGGAAGUUGUGCGACUGUUGCUUGAGAUGGGAGCUGACAAAGAUACAGCAAGACCAGAUGAUGGGGCAACGGCUUUGCUGAUGGCAGCCCUGCGCGGUUAUUCGGAAGUUGUUCGAUCAUUGCUUGAGGCUGGAGCUGACAAAGAUGCAACAACCACGGGUGGGGCAACGGCGUUGUAUAUGGCAGCCCAGAACAACCACUUGGAAGUUGUGCGGCUGUUGCUCAACGCUGGAGCUUACAAAGAUGCGGUAGCAGCGCCCGAUGGGACAACGGCUUUGAUUAUGGCAGCCUACAACGGCCACUUGGAAGUUGUGCGAUUGUUGCUCGAGGCUGGAGCUAACAAAGACGCAGCAACAACUGACGGGGAAACGGCUUUGUUGGUGGCAGCUCGGAAGAACCACAUGGAAGUUAUGCUCUUGUUGCUUUGCUAAGAUAGACAGAUGGGCCCUUCGUUUGUUUCCUUUGUAUUUGGGAUGUGUUGGGUUUCGGUUACUGCGGUCCGUCACGAGAUGUGGUUCAUGUAUAUAGGAGCAGAGGACAAAGAUCGGCCAUGGAGCGUAUGGAGGCUGGAAAAAGAGGCGCCCUGGAAGCACGACAGUCAGAAUCUGCAACUUCUUGCGCCCACUUCUUGUUUUGAUCAAGAGAGGUGUCACCGAAACUGUAUACUUCAGGUGUCACCUCAGUGCAUCAUUUGUUCUUGACACAGGCAGAGGUGUCACACACGGACAAACACCGCUGACAAACACGCAGCUCGGCGUGGUAAAUCGAUGUUAAUUCAUCCACG
This is a messenger RNA of Durusdinium trenchii, 1304 nucleotides long. The record is from the annotation of a GenBank genome assembly. NCBI's taxonomy places the organism in Eukaryota, Dinophyceae, Suessiales, Symbiodiniaceae.